This is a messenger RNA of Volvox carteri f. nagariensis, 1458 nucleotides long. RefSeq lists its product as uncharacterized. Gene Ontology annotation, biological process: protein ubiquitination; protein phosphorylation. The record is from RefSeq and is a predicted model, not a curated record. Gene Ontology annotation, molecular function: ubiquitin-protein transferase activity; protein kinase activity; ATP binding. Lineage: Eukaryota; Viridiplantae; Chlorophyta; Chlorophyceae; Chlamydomonadales; Volvocaceae. The transcript is spliced from 9 exons. The annotation marks the transcript as partial.
UAUUCGUACGAGGAGCUCCAAGCUGCUACGGGAAAUUUCAACCCUCUGAACAAGCUGGGGGAGGGCGGGUACGGCCCCGUGUAUCGUGGCUUGCUGGACGGGAUACCGGUGGCGGUGAAGGUCCUAGAUACGAGCGCCGGCUGCUUGCAGGGCCGGUCUGAAUUCGAGUCGGAGGUCCGCAUCUUGUCCUCCCUGCACCACCCCCACUUGGUGCUCCUCAUUGGGAGUUGCCCGGAUAGGGCCGUCCUCGUCUACGAACUGAUGCGCAAUGGCAGCCUGGAGACGCACCUCUUCAGCGCAGGUGCCGCCCUUCGCGCUGGCCCCCACACCGUCGGGCUGACCGCUGGCCUAUCUUGGCAGGACCGGGUCCGUAUCGCCUCUGAGGUCGCCACCGCUUUGCUGUUCCUCCACACCUCGUUGCCGCCUGUCGUACACCGGGAUCUGAAGCCCGCCAACAUCCUGCUGGACGCGCACAUGACCGCCAAGCUGGGGGAUGUGGGGCUGGCCAGCCUGGUGCCCACCUUGGCGAGGCCCGCGGGGCACAGUGCAGGAGCAGAUUCCAGGCUGGUGGGCACCUUUGAGUACAUGGACCCCGAGUACCUCCAUACAGCCCAGUUCUCGCCGAGAAGUGACGUGUAUUCGCUGGGGAUGGUGAUGCUGCAGAUGCUGACGGGGAAGCGGGGCAAGCAGGUGUUCUCCCAGGUGGAGGCGGAGCGCCGGGACCCGUUGGGCUUUGGUCCCUGUAUUGACCCUCGAGCAGGUACCUGGCCGGUGGCGGAGGCGGCUGCGUUCGCCGACCUGGCGUUGCGCUGCGCGUCGCCCAGCCGCCAGGACCGACCUGACCUCAGGAGCGUCAUCUUGCCCACGUUGAUGCAGUUGAAGCAACGGACGCGUUUGUACGACCAGCAACCGCCGCCACCCCAGCAGCUCCAGCAGGAGGAGCAGCAGCAGGACGUCAAUGUGCCGCCGAUGUUCCUUUGCCCCAUCACCCAGGACAUCAUGGACGAGCCGGUGGUUGCUGCGGACGGCUACACAUACGAGAAGUUGGCGAUUGCGGAGUGGAUGCGGCGCAGCUCCUCCAGCCCCCUGACCAACCUCCCCAUGAAGAACACCAACCUGGUUGAAAACAGAACGCUCAGGAGCGCCAUCCGGGAGUGGCGGGAGCGCCAGCAGCACCAGCAGCACCAGCACCAGCAGCACCAGCAGCACCAGCAGCACCAGCACCAGCAGCACCAGCAGCACCAGCAGCACCAGCAGCACCAGCAGCACCAGCAGCAGCAACAACAGCAGCACCAGCACCAGCAGCAGCAGCAACAGCAGCAACAGCAACAGGCGAAGGAGGAAAGCGCCGUGGCGCAAGCAGCGGCUCAGGCACCACCACCACCACCACCACCGCCGCUGCCGCCGCCGCCGCCUCCCCCGCGCCCUGUGGCACGGGCGGACUCGGGGGGCUGGUGA